CGGUACGUUCGAAAUUGGUGACAUUUUUGCACGUGUUUGCUCUGAAAUUUAUUUACUGCUUAUUGUCAUAUAAUUCUUGAAAUUAUGGUCCAAAUCUCUAAAAAACGUGUUCGUAGAAACACAAUUGUUUUAGAUAGUGGCUUAAAUUCGGUUAUAACUGCAUUACCGCCUGGUAAUACAGUAUCAACUACUAGCUCUCAAAAUGGUUUGAGUGCAGAUCUCACUCCUGUGAUACAGGUGAAAGAUGUUCUGUUAGAGAACUCUGAGUUCUGUAAACUAAACCUCCUUUUGAAAGAUAUGCAGAGGCAAGUAAGUGAAAUUCAGAAAAAAUUAGAUCAGUUUGAUAGUAUGUCACUGCCAAUCUCAAAUACCACGGAGAGCCGGUCUGAUAUUGGUCAGGUUAAGUGUUUACUGGAUGUAACUCAAAAUAAGCUUUUGAAUUUAGACCCAAUAGCCUGUCUUUUAGAAAGGCAUCCUAAAAUAUCUCCAGACAACCUAAAUAAAGCUGAAAAUCUGAUUGACUGCUUGGCUACGGAGGUGAUGAAGCGUAUAACCUCUUCUCACCAAGCUAUAGUUUACAACGUCCCAGAUUCUCUGCCCCUGAAAACUGUAAGACACAAAAUCCUGAUUUGUUGCGGCAUGGCUAGUGUUCCAUGUGAAUGCAAACGACUUCGUAAAAAGUCUAACCAGGCUAAUUGCCCAAUCAUUUUUAAAUUCAGUAAUUCCCUUGAUGCUAGUAAGUUUACUAAAUGUCAGGAUCACUUAAGACUGAAUAGCAGUUAUAAGUCUAUAACCGUAGCUCAGGAUAAAACACCGUGUCAGCGCAGAAUAAUGCGUAGUAAUAACCUGGUCACCUCCUCUAGCUUUGAUUUACCAAAUAAGGAUCGUGCACAGCAACAGACACCUAGUGCUGAAACUAGCAUUCAGCAAACUACACAACAACCACACCUGCCAAUGGAACUAGGAACUGAUUUAGAUACCAGUACCCCUGUAAAUAAAGCCUCAUCGAAAGAUGUUAAAAUGACUAGAACUUCUGCAAGUUGUUCUAAGAAAUUUCCCCCCAAACGUAGUAACCUCACCACGAUGAACAAAUUUCGCAGGGUUGAGACUAAUGAUGGGGAAGAAUACUUUGUAUUCAAUAAGCCUGCUGAGAGUAAGAAUGCCAACAAACCAUCACUUGUUACGAAAAACUCCUCUCGAAACAUAAGUACAUCUGGAGGUGUUCCGCAUGCUCCACCUUAUAGAAAGUCAGGCUCCAAGACUCCUAAAGUCUUGCAGCCAAAGCACCUUCCUUCACAAUUCCCUUUAAGUUAUAAAAACAACCCGAAGGUGUAUACCGGUAUGACGAAUAGCAGUUGGAUGGGUAGACCUUCUGAUGCUAUGCCUUUUAACCGUCAACCUAGGCCCAACCUGUACUACCCUUAUAUCCAGGAACACAUGGUAAAUUUUCCAGGUGUCCCGAAUCACUGGUACGACCCAUGGCACCUAGGACCACCUCAUUGCACACCAACUCCGAUGUGCAGACACCCAGUCCGACCUCCUUUUCAUUCAUAAAUUCUUGCGGUGCUGACGCACAAAUAGAUUUAGGUUAUGGUGACAUUUUAAGCCAGUUUGUAGUAUCCCGUGACUUAUUCACGAUAUUGCUAAUUAAUGCACGUUCCUUAAUCAAUAAGAUAUCUGAACUAAGGACAUUAUUAUUAGUCGCCAAGCCUACUGUAGCUCUGAUUACUGAAUCAUGGUGCUCAUCCUCUGUACUUGAUGUGCAUAUAGGUAUCGAUGAUUACACUGUACACCGUGCAAACAGAGAUUGCAAGCGUGGUGGAGGAUGUCUCAUAUAUAUACAUAACUCAUUUGUAGUCAGUAAGGUGGAAGAUGAAACAAUGAAUAAUGUACCUGACUCACUCUGGGUUGUCUUACAUGGAGAUAAGUACAAACUUCUCAUAGGCUGUGUUUAUCGAGCACCAAGCUCAACAAAAGAAACUGAUGCGUUAUUAGCUAAAUCGUUUGCACACGCAUCCUCGUUUAGUGCUAAUUACAAAAUAAUUGCAGGGGACUUCAAUCUUCCAGAAGUCAAUUGGCUAACUAGUUCCGGCCCCCAACGCUUCGACGAAUUACUUGCCACUAUAGACUGUUAUGGAUGGCAACAACACGUCCAGACACCUACUCGUGGUGACAACAUGUUGGACCUUGUUUUUUGUCAUGACACAAUCCCAGUAUCCACUAUGUUGGUAAUAGAUUUUCCAGUAGUGACCAUAGAAUGGUACUCUGCUCUCUGCCUUUCUCACCACUAAAUACAGGAAACAAACAAGACUCAGGAAGCACAAUAUGUCGUAGUUACAAAUAUACAGACUGGGGAUUAGUCCAAGAACUUAUUCGACUCUGUCAAUGGGAUGACUAUUUUACCACUGACUCCCUGGAGGCCUUAGUAACCCUGUUUUA
This is a messenger RNA of Trichobilharzia regenti, 2439 nucleotides long. The record is from the annotation of a GenBank genome assembly. Lineage: Eukaryota; Metazoa; Platyhelminthes; Trematoda; Strigeidida; Schistosomatidae.